Messenger RNA from Fibroporia radiculosa, 990 nucleotides. RefSeq lists its product as uncharacterized. Gene Ontology annotation, cellular component: mitochondrial inner membrane. Lineage: Eukaryota; Fungi; Basidiomycota; Agaricomycetes; Polyporales; Fibroporiaceae. The transcript has 6 exons. The record is from RefSeq and is a predicted model, not a curated record. Bases 1 to 990 code for a protein of 329 amino acids.
AUGUUCCGUGUCGGAUUCGUAUCCUCUGUGCGACCUCUCGCAUCUCCAUCGGUCGCCCAAGCUGCCCGAUUCCCCCAAACUACAGCCUUCCGGUACUUCAGCAACCUACGACCUAAUGUUAUUGCUACAACUCAGAAGCGUUUCUCUCGUUUCACUUCAUUUCGCACAUUUCUGACGGACUCCUCUCCCGUCGUUGUCCGACCAACGCAAGCGCAGGCGUGGAAACGAUAUGGUGUAACUGCUGCUACGGUUGCAGGCACAAUAAUUGUCGUCAAUGCAUUCUUCAAUCGUGAGACUAGAGAGUCUCUGUCUCCGGCUGAGCAGUCAUACCUCCAUGAGAGUUUUAUGUACGCCGGUGGUGGUCUCGGUAUCACCGCUCUUGUUGCCCGCUCAAUGUUUAAGAAUGGGUUUGCAUUCCGGGUGAUGUCAGCGAAUCCCUGGGUAGUCCUUGGUGUUAGUCUGGUUGGCAGUAUAGGAACCAUGAUGGGUGUAAUGUAUACUCCCCCUGAGAACACAAUACUAAAGCAUGCUUUCUGGCUCGGCUUCAAUGCAUGUCAAGCGGCUACGCUCAGUCCUCUGUUCUUCUUCAGCCCUGCUAUUCUCUCCCGGGCAGCCCUGUAUUCUGCUGGGGUUUUCGGCUCCCUUUCCUACAUUGGAGCUACGGCUGCUAACGACAAGUACCUGUACAUGGGCGGUCCCCUCCUGGCAGGGGUCACGGUCGUCGCUUUGAGCUCCCUUGCUCCUAUGGCGCUUCCCUUGGGUAUGCGUGGUCUCGCUGUAACUGAGGCCAUUUCACUCUACGGUGGUCUUGCGGUAUUCGGUGGAUUUAUUCUCUUUGAUACGCAAAAAAUUCUGCAGCAUGCACGGAUGGCUGAGCGAGGCACCGUCCCUCGCGACCCCAUGCGGGAAGCUAUUAGCCUCGAGCUGGACAUGAUCAAUAUAUUCAUCCGUCUUGUACAAAUCCUUGCGAGGCAGCAAAACAAGAAAUAG